AGUAAUAUGCACAAGAGUAUUUUCUUUCUUGGGAUAUUUUGAAGAAUAUGGCUCCUAUUCCUAUUCCUAUUCCUCUCUUGGUUUUCUUCAUCAUCAUCACUACUCAUUCUCUCCUUUCAAUCUCAGCUCAUGAUAAAUGUCCACCAUUCUUUUGUGGUAAACUUGGCUCAAUUAGCUUUCCUUACAACAAUAAAACCAAUCCUGAAUGUGGAGUAUUCACUGUUGAUUGUUCAGAAGAAAACAAACCAAAGAUUCAACUAAAAGAAGAAGGACAUUGGUAUGCCAUUAAGAACAUCUCUCAAGCAAAUUCGAUUCUAAUUGAGGACACAACAUCAUUGCCUUCUUCGAAUUUCGCCAAUGAUUGUGAAACUAUCAAUAGUUUCGCUCUUCCCCGACGCAAUUCAUCGCUAUUCAGUUACAACUUAACAGCUGAGAAUUCACUAAAGUUUUACAAUUGCAGCCAUAGUGUUGGAUUGGAAGAUUUUGAUCAAAUUAAGUGCAGAGACAGAGACUAUGAUUUCUUCUUCUACAAAAACACAAGUUCUCCAUUGGAACAACAAUGUCCACUUAUUGAGCUUCCACUUCCAACACCAAAACAUCAUGAAAAUGAUCCAUUGUCGAUUCUUUUUGCUUUUCAAGUGCAAAUAAGCUUUGAAUGUGCAAGUUGUCACUACUUAAGAGGAGGGAAAUGCUAUAACAAUGACCAAAAUCAGUUAGUGUGUUUAACUGAUAUUAAAGAAGAAAAAGCCAAAGUUAGCAUAGCACUAAGACUGGGACUUGGAUUAGGGUUAGGUUGUGGAAUUGUUUUGACCAUAAUUGGGUUGGGAAUCAUUAUGUGGCGCAGGAAACAAAAACAUGUUACAAAAACCAUGGCUGAUGAUCCUCAUAUGAAUAUAGAGGAUGUACAAGGAAGGACAAGUGGCUAUCUUGGGGGUGUUCUUGUCUUUUCUUACAAAGAUCUCACUCAAGCUACUAAUAACUUCCAUUCUAAAAGAGAACUUGGACAUGGAGGUUUUGGAACUGUUUACUAUGGCAAACUCAAAGAUAGGAGAGAAGUAGCAGUGAAGAGAUUCUAUGAGCACAACUACAAAAGAGUAGAACAAUUCAUGAACGAGAUAAAAAUCCUCACACUCUUGCGCCACAAAAACUUGGUAUCCCUCUAUGGCUGCACUUCACGCCGCAGCAGAGAACUCCUCCUUGUCUACGAGUACAUCCCCAAUGGCACAGUCGCCGACCAUCUCCACGGACACCAUGCAAAAACCAGCCCCUUAACAUGGCCAAUUCGCCUAAGCAUUGCCAUAGAAACCGCCAGCGCUUUGGCCUACCUACAUGCAUCAGACAUAGUCCACCGCGAUGUCAAGACCAACAACAUUCUCCUAGACAACAAUUUUAGUGUCAAAGUUGCGGAUUUUGGCCUAUCAAGGCUUUUUCCCAACGAUGUAACUCAUGUUUCAACCGCGCCACAGGGGACCCCUGGCUACGUUGAUCCAGAGUAUCAUCAGUGUUAUCAACUGACGAGUAAGAGCGAUGUUUAUAGUUUUGGAGUUGUUCUUGUUGAGCUCUUAUCAUCUAUGCCUGCUGUUGAUAUAACAAGACAUAGAGAUGAGAUCAAUCUCUCUAACUUAGCUAUAUGCAAGAUUCAAAAAAGGGCUUAUAAUGAGUUGAUUGAUGAACAACUUGGGUUUGGUUCAAAUAUUGAAGUUAGAAAUAUGACUAUUGGUGUUGCAGAGUUGGCUUUUGAGUGUUUACAACAAGAUAAGGAAAUGAGGCCUACAAUGGAUGAGGUUUUGGAGAGACUUAAGAGAAUUGAAAUUGAGAAUUAUGAGGUUGUUGGUGGAAAUAGUUCUUCUGAGUUGAUCAAUAUGAGUAAUGUUGGAUUGUCAAAGAAAAUGAAACAUGAGCAAUUGCCAUCUCCCAAUGCUGUGAUUGAAAAUUGGCCUAGUACUAGUACGCCUACCACUCCUAAUUUCAGUGCCUAAAUUUAGUUCUUUUGCUAAAAUUUGAAUAGAAGUGUAUAAUUAGUCAUGUUUGGUUGAUUGUGCUGUUGAGAUUAAUGAUACAAUUACACCUAGUAAUAGCUACUAAACCAUAACCCAUGUAGAGUUUUGAUAAUUGGAUAAA
Molecule: messenger RNA, 2121 nt
Organism: Cannabis sativa
Lineage: Eukaryota; Viridiplantae; Streptophyta; Magnoliopsida; Rosales; Cannabaceae
Product: LEAF RUST 10 DISEASE-RESISTANCE LOCUS RECEPTOR-LIKE PROTEIN KINASE-like 1.1
Exons: 4
Coding region: 48-1979 (643 amino acids)
Biological process (GO): protein phosphorylation
Molecular function (GO): ATP binding; protein kinase activity; polysaccharide binding
Source: RefSeq, a predicted model, not a curated record